GUUGGGCGUUGGGCUUGGUUGGAAAGCUUAGUUUGUUACCAUCACCCCCGCCAGCUUGUCUUUGGCUGGGUCGGGUGCAACUUCCAUUUUAGGUGUUGGAUCUGAAAGAGGAGGCGAGGGGAAAAAAAGCCAGAAAGGAAGAAGCGGCAGCAGAUCCCAGAGGAGAAAGAGGUGGAGGGGGAAAAAAAAUCACUACAUUGGCCGCUUUGCUUAUUUUUUUUUAUUUUUUUUUAAAACCAACACAUUUUGGCAGGCUUUUGCCAAAUGUUUUGCCUCUUGCAUUUCCUUUAGAAAUUUGUUGGAAAAGUGCACAUUAGAGUUUUGGGUGUGUGUUUGCAAAGAGACCAUAAAAAGGAUCUCACGGAGGGAAAUUUUGUUGGAGACUGACAUUGUCACCCUGAGAGAUUAGAAGGGAAGUUAUAGGGCAGAGGAACGGCCACACUGACAACUUUUUUAUUUAUUUUUGCUUUUAUUUCUUCCCCCGGUACUUUAAAAAACCCACAAGGAGGAGAAACAAACUUAUAGAUCUCGCGAGUGCAGCUCCUGAGAAGGGAGAAAGCCAGGCUCUCUUCCCUCCUGCUUCCUCACUGGUGGUGGCUGGGCUGCUUCUCCCAUGAUUUUUUACAUCUAGACCUGGCUGUGCUGUGCCUUAGCCAAUCAAACCCGACCUUCCUUCCUUACAGUGAGGGGCUCCUUCCCCUCUUUCUCCCUCCUCACCCGUCUGACCCUGGUGUUCUCACACGCCCCGUGCCCUACACCCUCCCUCCCCCUCCCCCCGUGUGGGGCCCUCAUCACCAUGGACGACUCAGAAGUGGAGUCAACUGCCAGCAUCCUGGCCUCCGUCAAGGAGCAGGAGGCGCAGUUUGAGAAGCUGACCCGGGCGCUGGAGGAGGAGCGGCGCCACGUCUCGGCGCAGCUGGAGCGCGUCCGGGUCUCCCCACAGGACGCCAGCCAGACGAUGGCCAACGGCACCCUCACCCGCCGGCAUCAGAACGGCCGUUUCCUGGGCGAUGCUGACCCGGAGAGGCAGAAAUUUCCAGAUCUGAAACUCAACGGACCACCGGACCGCAGCCAUCUCCUCUACAGCACGAUCCCCAGGAUGCAGGACCCUGGCCAGAUUGUGGAGGAGACGUAUACCAUGGAGGAGGACCCAGAGGGCGCCAUGUCUGUUGUCUCAGUGGAGACAUCUGAUGAUGGGACCACCCGGCGCACAGAGACCACGGUGAAGAAGGUGGUGAAGACUGUGACCACGCGGACAGUACAGCAGGUCCCCGUUGGGCCGGAUGGGUUGCCUGUGGAGGGUUCUCCUGUCUCCAAUAACUACAUCCAGACAGUGGACAGGAACUUCCGUAAAAAUGGCAACGGGGGGCCUGGCAGCUACCUGGGCCAGCCUGGCACCGCCACACUCCCCCGUAACUACCACUACCCAGAUGGCUACGGUCGCCCCUAUGAGGACGGCUACCCUGGCAGCGACCACAGCUAUGGCAGCCUGUCCCGUGUGACCCGUAUCGAUGAACGUUACCGUCCCGCCAUGGAUGGCUACCGGGCCCCGAGCCGUCAGGAUAUCUACGGUCCCCAGCCACAGGUGCGGGUAGGGGGGAGCAACGUGGACCUGAACCGCUUUCACCCAGAGCCAUAUGGCCUGGAAGACGACCAGCGCAGCAUUGGCUACGAAGACAUGGACUAUGGGAUGAUGCCGGACUAUGGCACUGCCAGGCGGGCGGGGACUCCCUCAGACCCCAGGCGGCGACUCAGGAGUUAUGAGGAUAUGCUGGUGGAUGAGGUGGCCCCUGAUCAGUACUACUGGGCCCCCCUGGCCCAGCAUGAGCGUGGCAGCCUGGCGAGCCUGGACAGCCUGCGGAAGGGAGGGCCCCUGCCAGCCAACUGGCGCCAGCCAGAGCUGCCUGAGGUGAUUGCCAUGCUGAAUUUCCGUCUGGACGCGGUCAAAUCCAACGCGGCGGCUUACCUGCAGCACCUGUGCUACCGCAACGACAAGGUGAAGACGGAGGUGCGAAAGCUGAAGGGCAUUCCGGUGCUGGUAGGGCUGCUGGACCACCCCAAGAAGGAGGUACACUAUGGGGCCUGUGGGGCCCUCAAGAACAUCUCCUUUGGCCGAGACCAGGACAACAAGAUUGCCAUCAAGAACUGCGAUGGUGUCCCUGCCCUGGUGCGGCUGCUGCGCAAGGCCCGUGACAUGGACCUCACUGAGGUCAUCACAGGGACGUUGUGGAAUCUCUCUUCUCAUGACUCUAUAAAGAUGGCCAUUGUGGACCACGCGCUGCAUGCCCUCACUGACGAGGUCAUCAUCCCACGCUCCGGUUGGGAGAAAGAGCCCAACGAGGACUCCAAGCCACGCCACAUAGAGUGGGGGUCGGUGCUCACCAACACCGCUGGCUGCCUUAGAAACGUGAGCUCUGAGCGGAGCGAGGCUCGUCGGAAACUGCGUGAGUGCGACGGGUUGGUGGAUGCCUUGAUAUACAUUGUCCAGUCAGAGAUUGGCCAGAAAGACUGCAACAGUAAGCUGGUCGAGAAUUGUGUCUGCCUGCUGCGGAACCUAUCGUAUCAAGUCCACCGUGAGAUCCCGCACGCUGAGCGCUACCAGGAAAUGCCUCUUAACCCCGCCAACAACGCUGGGCCCCACGCUGCCAGCUGCUUUGGUGCCAAGAAAGGCAAAGGCAAAAAACCUCUAGAAGAGCCUGGUGCCGAUACAGUGGACUUUCCCAAAAGAACAAGCCCUGCAAAAGGGUAUGAGCUCCUCUUCCAACCAGAAGUAGUCCGGAUAUAUAUCUCGCUGCUGAAGGAGAGCAAGACCCCUGCCAUCCUAGAGGCCUCAGCAGGAGCCAUCCAGAACCUGUGUGCUGGUCGCUGGACGGUGAGUCACUUCCAAGGAGAGACAGACUGGGAACUUGAUCUUAAAAAUGAGGAGAGAAUGAAGCCUUGGAGCUGGGUGGGGCUAGGGCACAUCAGAAAGGAGGGAUCAUCCAUCUAGUACUGGCAUAGGGGG
Molecule: messenger RNA, 3004 nt
Organism: Trachemys scripta elegans
Lineage: Eukaryota; Metazoa; Chordata; Testudines; Emydidae
Gene: CTNND1
Product: catenin delta 1
Exons: 12
Coding region: 797-2989 (730 amino acids)
Biological process (GO): cell-cell junction assembly; cell-cell adhesion
Cellular component (GO): nucleus; plasma membrane; cytoplasm
Molecular function (GO): cadherin binding
Source: RefSeq, a predicted model, not a curated record